Molecule: messenger RNA, 4113 nt
Organism: Hemicordylus capensis (graceful crag lizard)
Lineage: Eukaryota; Metazoa; Chordata; Lepidosauria; Squamata; Cordylidae
Gene: TLR3
Product: toll like receptor 3
Exons: 6
Coding region: 465-3143 (892 amino acids)
Biological process (GO): toll-like receptor signaling pathway; inflammatory response; immune response
Cellular component (GO): membrane
Molecular function (GO): protein binding; transmembrane signaling receptor activity
Source: RefSeq, a predicted model, not a curated record
AAACCAGCACGCAUGAUGGAUAAGGAAGUGAUCCAAGCUGCUGGAUCUCCUUAAAGUCGGGUGCCGUGCUCUGCUGCAGAGAGGAGAGAGAGAGACCCACUGGUGGAUGCUUUCAUUUCCUCUUGAUGUUCUUUCUUUCCAGGGCAAUGCCCAGCCCAUUUCCUCAACUUUACAGAUAAACUGGAUCAUGCAAGGCUGCCUUAAAAAACAAAACAAACAACCUUGCAGUUAACGUAGCAGAAAGUUUGCGAAGAGCUACGGCGGAAGAAGAUUGUCUGUACCUGAAGUUGCUUCCACAGGGAAGAGAAGGACCCCGCUGUAAACUUAGUGCAUGAAAUAUUUGCAUAUAUAAGAGUGAUCGAGAAUUGGGACCAUGCUCAGCUUUAGUGCCUGAAUUAACUUGAUUGCAAGUGAUUUGCAUUCUGUUGUUGUGGACCUUCAGAGAUCAGUACAUAGCAGUGAAAAUGAAGAAUCUUUUUAUUUGCUUGACUUUCAUCUUUGUGAUCUUCUGUGUUCAGUAUGGAUCAGCUGAAAAUACUUGUAAAAUCACAAAUGAAAUGGCAGACUGUAGUCACUUGAAGUUGACCCAAAUUCCUUCCUAUCUUCCAGCAAACAUAACAGCCUUGGAUAUUUCUCAUAACCAGCUAAAAACACUGCUACCUACAAACCUUACAAAGUACAGUAAGCUUGUUUACUUGGAUGCAGGAUCCAACGCCAUCUCUAAACUACAUUCAGAACUUUGCCCAAAUUUGCCAUUGCUAAAAGUGUUGAAAUUGCAGCAUAAUCAGUUGCAUUUACUUCCUGAUAAUAUGUUUACUUAUUGUACCAAUCUGAAAGAGCUUAAUUUGGGAUUCAACAUAAUAGAAAUAAAAAAUGACCCUUUCAAAAAUCUAAAGAAUUUGAACUUGUUGGAUGUCUCUCAUAAUCGUCUAAGCACUGCAAAACUAGGAUCUCAGCCACAGCUGAAGAGUCUUCAAGAGCUUGUCAUGUCGGAGAAUAAAAUUGCUGAGUUAAAGAAAGAAGACCUGUACUUCCUUAGUAACACUUCAUUAAUAACAUUGGACUUGUCAUCAAACCCCCUAAUGGAGUUUCAGUCGGGCUGUUUCCAUGCUAUUGGAAACUUAUAUGGUCUUAUCCUGAACAAAGUUCAACUGACUCAUGUCCUCACAGAGAAAGUUUGUUCAGAAUUAUCUGACACAAGUAUUCGGAAUCUUUCACUGAGCCAAGUACAACUCUCACGGAUUUCUGACUCUACCUUCAGAGGACUGAAUAAAACAAAACUUGCCAUUUUGGACCUAUCUAAUAAUGGUUUGUCCGUGGUUGAAAAUGACUCUCUUACCUGGCUUUCCAAUCUGGAGAUCUUAAAUCUAGAGAAUAAUAAGAUUACACAUCUGUUUUCCCAUUCCCUCCAUGGAUUGUACAAUGUGAAUUAUCUGAAUUUGAGAAACUCGGGUAUCAAGAAAGUUGAUGAUUUUGCUUUUGUUGGUCUAAAAUCUUUAGGACAUCUUAUUAUGGAUGGCAACAGCUUUCCUCAGAUUACUCCUAACACGUUCAAGGGUUUAGACAACUUGAAAAACUUGAGUUUAAGCACUUGCACUAUUACCUUGGGAACAAUAACCAAUAGAACAUUUUCAUCACUUGCGAAUUCUCCUUUGCAGCUUCUCAACUUAACAAAAACUAAAAUCACUUCUAUUGAGGCGGGGGCCUUUUCUUGGCUAGGACAGCUAAAAACACUGGAUAUGGGUUUAAAUGGAAUUAGGGGCCAACUCACUGGUCAGGAAUUUAAAGGGCUUAAUAGGAUUGAGACGCUUUAUCUUUCUUACAACAGUGGGCUAACACUGGCAUCCAAUUCAUUUGUUCUCAUUCCAAGCCUUAGAAAGCUGGGACUAAGGAGGAUAGGUUGCAGUAAUCUUGCCCUCUCCCCCUCACCAUUCCGUAUGUUAACAAAUUUGACCGUCUUGGAUAUCAGUAAUAACAAUAUUGCUGACAUAAAAGAUGACCUAUUUGAUGGACUCCACCAGCUUGAAAUUCUGAAUAUGCAGCAUAAUAAUCUGGCUCGACUUUGGAAGCAUGCAAACCCAGAUGGCCCUGUCCUCUUCUUAAACAACCUCCAGAAGCUGCAUCUGCUUGAUUUGGAAUCCAAUGGCUUUGAUGAGAUUCCAGUAAAGGCUUUCCAUGGCUUAUCUCAAUUAAGAAGCUUGCAUUUAGAAUCCAAUAAUUUGAAUUUGCUCCCAGAGUUUGUCUUUGAUGACCUGACAUCUCUGAACUCACUGUUCCUCCAGAAGAACCUCAUCACAUCUGUAGAAGAAAAUGUAUUUGGAAGAGUUUUUAGAAACUUGGAAAUGUUAGAUGUGGGGAUCAAUCCUUUUGACUGCACUUGUGAAAGUAUAGCUUGGUUUGUUGACUGGCUGAAUGUGAGCAAAACAUAUGUCCCAGAUUUAAAUAAUUAUCUAUGUAACACCCCUUCUAAAUACCAUAACAGUGUGGUGGCACAUUUUGAUACCUCGCCAUGUGAUAGUGCCCCUUUUCAACUGGUCUACAUUGUGACUACUUCUUUGAUAUUGCUUCUCAUCUUUGUAGUCCUACUUGUGCACUUUGAAGGCUGGAGAAUCAAAUUCCUCUGGAGUGUGUCUGUAAACAGAGUCCUUGGUUUUAGAGAAAUAGACAGACCACAGCAACAGUUUGAUUAUGAUGCCUAUGUUAUCCAUGCCAGAAAAGACAAGAAUUGGGUGUCCAGUAAUUUUAUUCCACUGGAAGAAGAAAACAAUCAACCAGUAAUUAGGUUUUGUUUAGAGGAACGAGAUUUUGAAGCUGGAAUAUCUGAAUUUGAAGCUAUCAUUAACAGUAUAAAGAGGAGCAGGAAGAUUAUAUUUGUUGUAACAGAACAUCUCUUGAGAGAUCCCUGGUGCAAAAGGUUCAAGGUGUAUCAUGCCAUACAGCAAGCUAUUGAGCAAAGCCGGGAUUCCAUCAUACUGGUUUUUCGACAGAAUAUUCCUGAUUACAAAUUGAAUAGUGCACUUUGUUUACGAAGAGCAAUGUUCAAAUCUUGCUGCAUCUUGGAGUGGCCAGCACAGAAAGAACGAGUCAGUGCAUUUUACCAGCAGUUAAAACUGGCACUUAGAUCUAGUAGUAGAAUACAGUGACAUUCUAAAAAGAUUGUAUUAAACAAUGUUGGAUAUUGCCUUCAACAACCAAAAUACGAUCCUGAAGAAUAUAAUAUGAAAAGUAAGGAAAGCAAAACCUCCCUAGAGGCUUUUUUUUUCUUGUGACCCAAACAUAUAGAAUGCAUAGAAUCGUGAAUGAUACAAACUAGGUACAGUUCUACUAGAUGCAGAAUGUUGUAAAGCAUGCUGAAGGAUGGAAGCAGCAGGCUGACAUCUCCAAACCAUAAGAGAAGACGGGAGGAGCCAGAGCUCAGUGGCUGAGGUGCUCCUGAUGCCAAAGGACAUGCUCUGUGUGCAGAAAGUCCCAGGUUUAAUCCCUGGCCUCUCCAGGAGGGCUGAGAAAAACCUCUGUCUGAGAGUCGCUGCCUGUCAGCAUAGGCAAUAAUAUUGACCUAGAUGGACCAAUGUUCUGCUCAGCUUUACUUUUUAGUCGUUGGGUAGAACACUGCUUGCACAUUUUUCUUUGUAUGAUUAUUAAAAACAGUCAUGAGGAAAUCUGUAUUUCACUUUUAACAUGCUUAAGGGCAAUCUAUUGCUAACAUAUAUCUGAUUACUUCAUAUUGUAUUAGGAGUGUGUGUGUGUGUGUGUGUGUGUGUGUGUGGACAUUUUGUUGAAGAUGGCUGAAAUCUGGCUAAAGUGCUUCAUGCAACCCUGAGAUGGCUUCAAGAUGAUCCUGAAAGCACAGGUGCAGGUGUUCAUUGUGACUGACACUGCAGGAAGUGUAGUUGCAUGCCGAGGUGAAAUGCCAACAUAAAACAAGCAGGUGUGCUUCUGGAGAACACCAACAGAAAACAUCCAGGCAAAUGAUGUGUGUACUCAGAGCUCCUAUUCAUCAAAACUUCCUUAAACCUGGCCAGUUUAAGUGUUGCAUGUUGUAAGUAUGAGUGACUAGGAAUCAUUUAAGUAACAUAAUAGGGUGUUUUCCUUACAAUAAAUCAGUUACUUGUG